AUAUGAGGUCUUUCGUCUUCUGUUGUUCCCAAAAGCACACUUGUACAGAUUCUUCCUGACAGCUCAUCACACAGUUGACCUUAAGCCUGCAGGAUGUGCGAUCAAACCUUUUUAGCUGUCCUAUUUGGGCCAUGUGCCAAAUGCAAGAGAGAAAGACCGUUAAGGACAAUUUACGUCAAAGCAGAGGCAGUAACGUACUGUUCACUAUGUGUGGAAAUGAUGGCAACCGAAGGGCUGCAAGAGAAUGAAACCAUGUCCUCUCUGAAGAAUGAAGCAGAGAGCCUGAAGGAGAAGCUGGAGGAAGAGAGGGCUAAACUGCAUGAUGUGGAAUUGCACCAAGUUGCUGAGCGAGUGGAGUCACUUGGCCAAUUUGUUAUGAAGACAAGAAGAACAUUAAAAGGUCAUGGCAAUAAAGUUCUCUGCAUGGACUGGUGCAAAGACAAAAGAAGGAUUGUCAGCUCAUCCCAGGAUGGAAAAGUGAUUGUCUGGGAUGCUUUUACCACCAACAAGGAACAUGCGGUUACCAUGCCUUGUACUUGGGUAAUGGCCUGUGCUUACGCUCCAUCUGGAUGUGCAAUUGCAUGUGGGGGAUUAGACAAUAAAUGUUCAGUAUACCCUUUGACAUUUGACAAGAAUGAAAACAUGGCUGCAAAGAAAAAGUCUGUGGCAAUGCACACCAACUACCUCUCUGCCUGCAGCUUCACUAACUCCGACAUGCAGAUCCUGACAGCCAGUGGAGAUGGAACAUGCGCUCUGUGGGAUGUGGAGAGCGGACAACUACUGCAGAGCUUUCAUGGACACGGUGCUGAUGUUUUGUGCCUGGAUCUGGCACCUUCUGAAACAGGAAAUACCUUUGUGUCUGGGGGCUGUGACAAAAAGGCAAUGGUAUGGGACAUGCGGACAGGGCAGUGCAUCCAAUCGUUUGAAACCCACGAGUCUGACAUAAACAGUGUCAGAUACUACCCAAGUGGAGAUGCAUUUGCUUCUGGUUCAGAUGAUGCCUCGUGCCGACUGUACGAUCUUCGGGCUGAUAGAGAAGUGGCCAUUUAUUCCAAAGAAAGCAUCAUUUUUGGAGCUUCCAGUGUGGAUUUUUCUCUUAGUGGCCGUUUGCUGUUUGCCGGAUAUAAUGACUACACAAUAAAUGUGUGGGAUGUUCUUAAAGGAUCACGAGUAUCCAUUUUAUUUGGCCAUGAAAACAGAGUCAGCACUUUGCGUGUUUCGCCAGAUGGAACUGCUUUCUGUUCAGGAUCAUGGGAUCAUACUUUAAGGAUCUGGGCUUGAGCCUUGUGCCCCCCUUUUCACAAGAAGCAAACUGCAAAGGAUGUGAUAAAUGUAUUGCUGUAGAUUAUAUACACUGUCAAGGCAAAUGUACUGCAGGGCACAGAUCAUGAAAUGCUGCUGGUUUCUAAAACAUAUCAGCUUGGUCAUAUCUCUGUCGUACGUUCUAGCUGUGCAACACUACCUACUAACAUUUGUAUUUAAUUACACAUGACAGGACAUUGGUUUGCCCCUUUUGGGCCAAAUAUUAAUUAACUGGGCAUUUGUUUUCAAAGUUGUUUUGCAAUUAGAAAGGGUAACAUCUCUUAAAGUGGUACUGACACAUCUAUAGGUCCUGUACAUAUAUUUUUGUGAUAUAGAUUACAGCUGGUUAAGAAUAUGACUGGGGCAUUUGUCUGGAAGCAUGGCCAUUUUCCACAUAUUUGCUGGUGGGCAGUUAUUAGGGUGACAAAUGCAUGAUACAUUCUGCUUAGACAUUGGCUACUGCUGUAUUUUAAUAUAACUAAAUGAGCUUUCACUCACUUUGUAUGUGUUGCCAGCAUUGCAUCUGUAUAAUGUGAUUCUACUGUGUAUAACAAUUCUACUGUGUGAAAUGGCUAAGCAUAGCAAACUGCACAGGGCUACGUUUUAUAGUAUGAAUACACACAGAACAUGUGCAGGUAUUAGAAAGCCCCCUGAAGAAGAAGACUGUUGCUCAGUGAUAAAAAAAAAAGUCUAUUCAUUGCAUACUUAAAAUGCAGAGACUUAAAAUGCAGUACAAAAUGUUGCUACAUCUCUAAUAAGAAGAGCCAAACUCCUAGACAAAUGAAUGACUUUCCAAAUUCUGGAAGCUGUAGAUCUGAUAUAGGUGGAGAGCUACAUAUUGCAGAUAGCUGCCUCAGACAUAUCCUAUAUAUAUAUAUAUAUAUAUAUAUAUAUAUAUAUAUAUAUAUAUAUAUAUAUAUAUAUAUAUAUAUAUAUAUAUAUAUAUAUAUAUAUAUAUAUAUAUAAUAGUAUGGUAGGCAGAAUGAAUCAGUGUUAUUGAUAGUCAUUAAAGAAGACAUGUCAGACUUUUAGCCCUACAGCUCGUUGUAUUUCCCAAUAACUAUAUUGGUGUGUAUUUGACAUGCCCAUAACAUAUAAAAUAUAUUUAUUCCCA
This is a messenger RNA of Xenopus laevis (African clawed frog), 2416 nucleotides long. It is a transcript of the gene gnb5.L, whose product is annotated as guanine nucleotide-binding protein subunit beta-5. Bases 94 to 1281 code for a protein of 395 amino acids. The transcript is spliced from 13 exons. The record is from RefSeq and is a predicted model, not a curated record. NCBI's taxonomy places the organism in Eukaryota, Metazoa, Chordata, Amphibia, Anura, Pipidae.